Brienomyrus brachyistius is the source of this 1765-nucleotide messenger RNA. Its product is annotated as torsin-1A-like. Gene Ontology annotation, molecular function: kinesin binding; ATP hydrolysis activity; ATP binding. Gene Ontology annotation, biological process: protein localization to nucleus; nuclear membrane organization. The transcript is spliced from 5 exons. NCBI's taxonomy places the organism in Eukaryota, Metazoa, Chordata, Actinopteri, Osteoglossiformes, Mormyridae. The record is from RefSeq and is a predicted model, not a curated record. Gene Ontology annotation, cellular component: endoplasmic reticulum lumen; nuclear envelope; endoplasmic reticulum. The coding region runs from base 42 to 1034 and encodes 330 amino acids.
CCGGUUAUUUUAUUUUAAAAGAUAAAUUAUAAGCCGUAAAAAUGCAAAAAACAUUAAUUGCACUGUUUUUACUACCGGCCGUGUUAGUUGAUGUUAAUGCAUUUGAACCAUUUACAGCAGCGAGAAAAGUUUUGGAAGAAAUUGCACAAUUAAGCAAGACUGCAUACAGUUUUUUUCCAGAAACAUGCCAUGACUCGUGGAUUAAUUUCAAUUCAACAGGGCUCCAAGUCGACCUUGAGCAGAAGCUCUUCGGGCAGCACAUAGCGUCAAAGGUUUUACUGAAGGCAGUUACCGACUUUGUAAACAACAAGAAUCCCAAAAAGCCUCUUGUCCUUUCACUCAAUGGAUUGGUGGGAACUGGGAAGAGCUUCGUCAGCCAACUCAUAGCCUCCAGUAUCUACAAAAAAGGAAUGUCCAGCAGCUUUGUGCACCAGUUCGUGGCCACUGUUAACUUUCCACUUUCAAGUGAAAUUGACACCUACAAAACCCAGCUGCAGCAGUGGAUCAAAGGGAAUGUGUUCAAGUGUGCUCGCUCUAUGUUUAUAUUUGAUGAAAUGGACAAGAUGCCCACUGGACUUAUUGACAGCAUUAAGCCAUUCCUGGAUUACUAUGACAACCUGGGUGGUGUGUCCUAUAGACAAGCUAUUUUCAUUUUUCUUAGUCAUGCAGGUGGAGAGAGAAUUCAGCAGGUUGCCUUUGAAUUUUGGAAAAAUGGAAAAGAACGGGAAGAAAUUCAGCUGUCAGACCUAGAAGAAAAUGUGCCUCUUGAGGUGUUCAACAACAAGUACAGUGGCAUGUGGCACAGCAGCCUGAUUGAUAAUUACCUGAUUGAUUUCUUCAUCCCAUUCCUACCUCUGGAAUACAGACACGUCCGCAUGUGUGCCCUGGCAGAGAUGGCCAUUCAGAACAUGGAACCAGACGAAGACAUUGCAGAUAAAGUUGCCAAAGACAUGGUGUACAGCCCAGAAGAGGAGAGGGUAUUCUCCUCUAAGGGCUGCAAAACCAUUGCAAGCAAGCUGGUUUACUACAAGUAGAGCAGUUGGCUGAAAAGACAAAAAGACAAGAGUAAUGAUAUGCGUUUACAUUUGGCUUCUCACUUGAAUGAUGCAGAUUUGCCACAUCUGAAGAUCUGUGUGACAAAUAGAGAGGCCAGUUGACCUUGGACCCCUAAUAUUUUUUUUUUCUCCUUGGGAGUUUUUGGUUCCUCUCCUCCAUUGUUGUCUGGCUUUCUUUAAUUUCUUUCCUUCCUUUUUCCCGUUCUGUGUUACUACAUCUCUCUAAUGAUGUUUAAUGUAUCACAACAUAUCAUGUAACAUGUAAAGUGCCUAUAUAAAAAGGCACUAUGAAAAAAUUAAUUGAAUAUUUUUUUUCUUAUAUUUUUCUUAAAAUAUAAACUAAACAAUGUGAGUGGUGCUGAGACAUUUAUCUGCACUCACAUUUUAUGCAAGAAAUUAACAUGAUCUUUUACACAGAUAAUAUUUCUUAGUCAUUUUUCAUUUAUCUUUCUGAAGCCAAUAUCACUCCACCAGAGCAGUAUGGUAUCAGAUUUCUUAGUGAUUUUAGUGAAAUUCAGUUUGUGCUACAAUUGACUAUACUUAUCCAUUAAAAAGAGAAACACUCAGGUUUCAGACUCCAGUGCAGCAGAAGCAACUGCUCGCUGUAAAUUGUGCUAAGCUGACUAAAAAAAAACUCUAAUUAGUUUUUUAUUAUGCCAUUUUACAAUCAAACCUGAAGAUAUUCACAACCUCCUGUAAUUUGACAUAAA